AUGCCGAGCGCACGAACGAAUUUGGGCCCUCUCACGACCGAAUGGAAGUAUCCGGAUCGAUGUACUAUACCCGUCACCGACUGCACAACAUGCACGAACGGUUGGCAAGGCCAGACGUGCGGGAAUAACAGGGACAACACGCAAGGCGUGCUCGACGAUACAGACUGCUGGCCGCCGCGGCAAUCAUCAAUCGCCGCUGGAAAUGCUGUGAAUGGCUGGGGCUUCUACUCUCCCGCGUUCGACUGUCCCAAAGGUUACGAAGCGGCGUGUACCGCGACAGGUCCUGAGACUGGAAACUUCAAUUUUCAGUUCUCGAUACAAGAUGAUGAGAGGGUGAUAGGAUGCUGUCCAUCAAGUGGAUAUACAUGCGCGCAACCUGGAGGGCCACAGACAUGCACAACCAUCGCGUCUAGAGGGUCGUUACAAGUUGCAUCAUGCUCAAAACAAAAGACUCUUCUUAACUGGCUCACCCUACCAGCGACAGUGACAGAUGAAACAAGCACAGUGUCUUUAGAUGGAAUUACCAUCUUUGCACCAAUGUUCCAGCUCAACUAUCGAGAAAAGGAUCUGUCUUUGUCAUCGGGAUCAACAAGAUCAACGACAACAGUGUCAGUACCGGCAGAGACUGGUACCAGUGCAUCAUCAUCAGACGGGUCUUCCAGCGGCGGACUAUCAACAGGUGCUCAGGCUGGUAUUGGAGUCGGAGUUGGUGUUGUUGGACUUGCGAUUAUUGGAGCGGCGUUUUAUCUUUGGAGAAGAAGGAAGAGGGCUACACCAACGGCUGAGCUGGAGACGAAGGAGGAAACGAAGAAUGCGGGAUCAGUCUUGACUUAUGGAUCGCCGCCGCCACAGUACCCUCCGGUGGAGCUUGAUGCUACGAAUUCUAGGCAUGAGAUGUGA
Molecule: messenger RNA, 900 nt
Organism: Fusarium redolens
Lineage: Eukaryota; Fungi; Ascomycota; Sordariomycetes; Hypocreales; Nectriaceae
Exons: 3
Coding region: 1-900 (299 amino acids)
Source: RefSeq, a predicted model, not a curated record